UGGUCAUGUUCAUCAAUGAGAUGCAGCAGAAGCCAGUGAAGGGCAGGAUGAAUCCUAGCCAGGGGCAGAGGAGAGAGAGCCUCACGUGUGGGGUCUUAGGGAAAGCUUCACAAAGCAGGUGGCAGCUAAGCAGAGUGAAGGAGGGCUUGCGAGGAGGAGAUAAGCAUUGCAGGCAGAGAAGACAUUCCUUGUGAAAACUGGGAGGCAGGCAAAGCCCCUGGGUGUUAGAGGGAAGGCUGAGGUAGGAGGCCGGGGAGAUGGGACUAAUCCAUACUUGUAGAGUACUUGAUGUGUACCAGACACUGUCUCAGGUGCUUUGUAAAGAGAAACUCAUCUAGCCCUCACAGCACUUCUCUAAGGCUCCAGGGAGCAGCGUCAGGGCCAGGGCGACAAUGGUCUCAGUGACUAUGGCCACUUCCGAGUGGAUCCAGUUCUUUAAGGAAGCCGGCAUUCCUCCGGGACCUGCUGUCAAUUACGCCGUGAUGUUUGUGGAUAAUAGGAUCCAGAAGAGUAUGCUGCUGGAUCUCAACAAGGAAAUCAUGAAUGAGCUGGGCGUGACUGUGGUGGGUGACAUCAUUGCCAUUCUCAAGCAUGCCAAGGUGGUGCACCGCCAGGACAUGUGCAAAGCUGCCACUGAAUCGGUGCCCUGCAGCCCCAGCCCCCUCCCAGGCGAGAUUCGCCGAGGUACCUCAAGCGCCGCCUCCCGAAUGAUCACCAACAGCCUAAACCGCGACUCUCCACCUGGCACUCCCCCCAGGCGGCCGGACACCAGCACCUCCAAGAUAUCCAUCACCGUGUCCAACAAGAUGGCAGCCAAGAGUGCCAAGGCCACUGCAGCCCUGGCCCGCCGGGAGGAGGAGAGCUUGGCUAUUCCCACCAAGCGACGCCGGGUCACUGCCGAGAUGGAGGGGAAAUACAUCAUCAACAUGCCGAAGGGCACCACCCCGCGGACCCGCAAGAUCCUGGAGCAGCAGCAGGCGGCGAAAGGUCUCCCCAGGACGUCCGUGUUUGACCGCCUCGGCGCCGAGACCAAGGCAGACACGACAACGGGGAAUAAACCUACAGGAGUCUUCAGCCGCCUGGGGGCCAUCCCAGAGAUGGACGAGGAUCUGGCUUGGGACAGCGACAAUGACAGCAGCAGCUCUGUCCUACAGUAUGCCGGGGUUCUGAAGAAGCUAGGCCGGGGCCCAGCCAAGGCCAGUCCCCAGCCGGCGCUGACUGUCAAAGCCAAAGCCACAAGCUCGGCGACGACCGCCGACACCCCGGUGCUGCGGCGCCUGGCCCUUUCCUCCCGUCCGGGGCUCGAGAGGAAGCCGGAGUCUCUGUCCAAAGUCAGCAUCAUCCAGAGACUGGGCAAGGCUGCCCUUGUGCCUGAGGCCCAGGACAGCCAGGUCACGAGCACCAAGAGUAAGUCCUCGGCUGAGGUCAAGGUCACCAUUAAGAGGACUCUGGGGCCCCGGGGAAGCAGCUCCAGCGAGGGCCUUGGUGCCCAGAUGGACCAUGCGGGCACUGUGAGUGUGUUCAAAAGACUGGGCCGCAGGACAUGCUAGCCCCCAGGCGGGGCGCAGGCCCCUCUCCAGGCUCCUGGCUCCAUAGAGUCUUCAGCGAGUGCACGCCCACCCCGCUGGAUGGCACUGCUGCUCUCCCUCAGGCAUUCAGGCCCAGCUGGAGCUUCGGGGAUUCACCCCGUUUUUCUGAGUCUGAGAUGGCCAUUGUGGCCUGGCCUUGCCGUUCUGGGACUUUCACUUCUCUCAUGUCCUCUGUUCUGUCCUCUCUGACUGUGGCCUUGGCAGGGCCCACUUUUCUACCUCUCCCAAGUGCCAAGUGCCCUUUUCCUCUCCUACAUCUUCCUCCCUCCCUCUUAGCAGCAUCUGCUGCCUCGUACCCCAGCUCCUCGGCCUCCUGGUCCCCAAGAGUGGGUGUCACCUGGAGGGGCUCCCUAUCCCCGACCUUGCCGACUUCCCUCCCUUCGCUCCUUUGCAUCCCCUCCCACCCAACUGCUUUAACUUCUCUGUCUCUCCCUCUCUUCACUCUGUUCAUUUCUCUUCUGUUUUCUGUCCCUGUGGCAAGGCCCGAUGGUCCGCUGCAUCCUGCCUGACCCUCCUGCACCACCGGCCUCCCAGCGGCCGCCUCGUCGACAGUGGCGUCGAGCCUGUAGAGACACUUAGCUGCCCUCGCUCCCAGGCUGCAGGGACCUUCCCAGACCCUGGGCUGCAGCGGGCACCUCCGUCUUCCUGCCCUGGGCAUCUUUUUCUUUGUAAGGCCGUUCCGGGUGGCGGGCAGGGGCACUGGGAAGGGAGGCCAGUGCUGAGAGAGAAGAAAACAGCUAUUUUAAUAUAUUUUUGUGACUUUCAAAUUGUUUCCCUCCCCUCCUUCAAGGUGAGUCACGGGAUUGUUUUUCACACAAAGCACAAUGUGGGGAGGGAGGGGUGAUGAAGGGUUGGGCUCUGCCUCUGGAGGUCAAGCUCCCUGCACACUCGUGGCCACGUCUCUGCUCCAGGCCCCGAGCCCAAGGGAGAGCCCAAGGGAGUGCCAGUCACGGUCACCAUUCAGUUGGGCCUCCCCUCCCCUCAGCAAACUGCUGCAUUUGUGUUACUGCCUUCCCCCUCCACAGAUGUCACCUGUUUCUGUCACUCUCCCUGUUGGCGGCUCUCCAAAUUGCAGGCUGCAUUUGGAGGCAGUGGGUUCCUGUGGGUUUGCUUUUCACUUGUUGCCCAGCCUCUACUCUGUGCCAGGCCUGUUCUGGGAGCUGGGGACCCCACUGUGAACGAGGCAGACAAGCCCCUGCCCACAUGGUUCUAGCCAGGGAGGUGGGCAGGCGAUGAGCAGAAGUGACCAGGGCUGCUUUAGAUGUUGGGGGUAAGAAGGCCUCUCGGAGGAGCUGGCAGGUAGGCUGAAAUGGGAGUGAGAAGCCUACGUGAAGUUCAGGAGGAGCGCUCUCAGGCAAAGGAAACAGCUGGGCGAAGGCCUGAGGUACAACAAGGACGGCAGAGGUGGCCAGUGUGUGGCUGACCAGCCAGCGAGGGGCCUGCCCUCCAGAACAGGUGGGAUGGGUGGGCCGGAAGCAAGUGACCCAGGCUGAAGGAUUUGGACCUCAUCCUGAGCAUUGAGGAGUGUGGGAGGGUUUGAGGCAGGGAGGAGUGACCUGAGGUGCCUUUUCUGAAGAUGGCUGUG
Rhinolophus ferrumequinum (greater horseshoe bat) is the source of this 3174-nucleotide messenger RNA. It is a transcript of the gene C15H19orf47, whose product is annotated as chromosome 15 C19orf47 homolog. The record is from RefSeq and is a predicted model, not a curated record. Bases 393 to 1550 code for a protein of 385 amino acids. The transcript has 9 exons. Gene Ontology annotation, cellular component: nucleus. NCBI's taxonomy places the organism in Eukaryota, Metazoa, Chordata, Mammalia, Chiroptera, Rhinolophidae.